Nannizzia gypsea CBS 118893 is the source of this 1290-nucleotide messenger RNA. RefSeq names its product tRNA wybutosine-synthesizing protein 2. The record is from RefSeq and is a predicted model, not a curated record. Bases 1 to 1290 code for a protein of 429 amino acids. The transcript has a single exon. Gene Ontology annotation, molecular function: S-adenosylmethionine-dependent methyltransferase activity; tRNA methyltransferase activity. Gene Ontology annotation, cellular component: cytoplasm. Lineage: Eukaryota; Fungi; Ascomycota; Eurotiomycetes; Onygenales; Arthrodermataceae. Gene Ontology annotation, biological process: wybutosine biosynthetic process; tRNA methylation.
AUGGAGGACCCAGGGUCACAAAAACCUGAAAGACGGCCACGAAAGAAGGCAGAAAAUCCUUCUGUUCAGCGAGGGGUUAGACUCUUCAUUGAGAAUCAUCUUGAGCCCUCAUUUUCGGUGGACAACGACGUCGACCUGGACAGCUUACUGUCUUCUGUCAGUAAAAGAUUUACUAUAUAUGGGCCUCUUCUUCUUCUGCCUCCAAAUUUUUUCAAUAAGAGCCCUCAAUGGGAGUCGUUUAUCUCACUUUUAAGCAGAACCCAACUACAAAAAUUAUACGCAUGCAUAGCAGAGGUUUUUACACCGAUGGGUGUAACUCAUGUAGCAGUCAAUGCUCCAAUUUCGCUCACUACGCAUAUUGGAAAUGAGAACAAAGUUCGAGGCCCGACUGAUCUCACCCCUUUAUAUGGAGAUUUUGGUCCAAUACCCGCUGCAGACCAAAAAAUACAUCCCUCAGAGUUAGAUCUUCAACAAGCAUUCUGGGUGAAGACUGUACAAAACUCCAGGAUAACUCAAGUUUGGGCUCCAUUAUAUACAAUGUUCAGCCGGGGAAAUGUCGUGGAGAAGGCUCGAAUACUGGGACUAGAAUCUAGAUUUGAUGGCUUGAACGAACAACAGCUUUGUCAGCCUGUACAAAAAAUAUCGGUGAUAGACUUGUAUGCUGGAAUUGGCUAUUUUGCAUUUUCGUAUUUGAAAAUGGGUGUGGCUAGGGUGUGGGCUUGGGAACUCAACGGUUGGUCUAUCGAAGGCCUGCGGAGAGGGUGUGAAGCAAAUAAAUGGGAAAUAAGGAUAUUGAGAGUGGACAGUUUAGGAAGUGUCCAUGGAAUUGAUGACCUGCUUGAUGAGUUGUGUGAUGACAAUCUGCGCGUGGUUGCCUUCCACGGUGAUAACACCUUUGCUGUUGGUAUCAUGCAGGAUAUUAAGGCUAAGAUGGAGGCAAGAAACGCGUGGAAGCCAAUACGACAUGCUAAUCUUGGUCUCUUACCAAGUUCGAGGGAUACCUGGGAUGCUGCUACAGCGUUGGUAGACCCACUUAUGGGGGGAUGGGCCCAUGUGCAUGAAAAUGUCGAUGUUCAUGAAAUCCCUAAGAAACGGGCUGAAAUUGUUGCAGAGUUUAAAAAGCUGCAAUCCAGCCGAAAGAUGAUAGAUGCUCAUAUCACAAACGAGGUAGAGUGUGUACAUGUGGAGAAGGUCAAGACUUAUGCCCCAGGAGUGAUGCAUUGUGUUUUUGACAUCAAUAUCCAAUAUCUGCAUAGCUCGACUAGAGAAAUGCAGAGUAAAAAUACUUAG